This is a messenger RNA of Rhizoctonia solani, 216 nucleotides long. RefSeq lists its product as uncharacterized. The record is from RefSeq and is a predicted model, not a curated record. The transcript is spliced from 2 exons. NCBI's taxonomy places the organism in Eukaryota, Fungi, Basidiomycota, Agaricomycetes, Cantharellales, Ceratobasidiaceae. Bases 1 to 216 code for a protein of 71 amino acids.
AUGCCAGGCAACUUACCUGUGGGUGGGCAUGCACAUCUCCUUGUUCAUAUCAUUGCCUGGAGGUUCUUGAUUAAUGUUUCCCUGUAUCAAAAGGUACUUGCUGAUUUCUGGGAUUUGAGGUGGGUCCAAUGGGGCAGGCAGCAAUUCCUCUGGGAUCAGGGCCAUUUUGGAGGCUGGAACUUUUAUUAUACCAUUUACAUAUCCUUUCUGUCGUAG